GUCCUACAACGUUGUGCACGUCCAGGUAUAAAUAGAGGCAUCAGGGUGGUGGUGGGCAUCAGUUGUGAUCACUACUGCAUCAUGAACACUAAGGUACUUCUCCUGCUGGCUCUGGUGGCUGUGGCUGCCGCAGACAAACGCCCCGCGACGGGCUAUGGUGCCCCGCCGGUGUCAUCUGAGGAAUCCGAGCCCCCCAAAUAUGGCUUCGACUGGGCAAUUCAGGACGGCGAAUCUGGCAACGACUUCGGCCAACAGGAGACCCGUGACAACGACCACACCAAGGGGUCGUACACUGUACAGCUUCCCGACGGUCGUCUGCAGACUGUGACUUACUACGUGGACGGUGACUCAGGCUACGUGGUCGAUGUCAAGUACGACGGUGAGGCUCAGUACCCCGACUCUGAUGAGGUCAGGUCCUACGCCCCACCCAGGCCCACUUAUGGCGCCCCCUAAGUUAGUGGAAACUCCCGUGUGGCCACCACCAGGAGGCCACCUCGACCCACCAACAACCACGUACACUCUACCACUGCUACGAGCCUACAGUCAUAGGGACUAGAAAUACUUUUCGAAAUAACAUAGACCAGCGAUUAGUGAGGGUCUUAUUUUUCCAGAACUUUUCUCACAUUUCUUCUUAAUCAGUGUAAGAGACUGAGGUCUUCCUCGCUCUUAACUCCCGUCUUAUAUAUUUUCCUGUAUUAUUUUAUUGUACAUUUGUUAAAUUAUACAUUAUUUAUUAAACUUUCUGCUGCCUGAA
Homarus americanus (American lobster) is the source of this 754-nucleotide messenger RNA. RefSeq names its product cuticle protein 8-like. The coding region runs from base 82 to 453 and encodes 123 amino acids. The record is from RefSeq and is a predicted model, not a curated record. The transcript is spliced from 3 exons. Gene Ontology annotation, cellular component: extracellular matrix. Lineage: Eukaryota; Metazoa; Arthropoda; Malacostraca; Decapoda; Nephropidae.